Messenger RNA from Pseudo-nitzschia multistriata, 887 nucleotides. NCBI's taxonomy places the organism in Eukaryota, Bacillariophyta, Bacillariophyceae, Bacillariales, Bacillariaceae. The record is from the annotation of a GenBank genome assembly.
CACGAAUAGAUUUUAUCUCGCUUCUCCCUUUCGAUCCCAACGUGAAUACGAAGAAUUAGUGUAGAGUUUCAAGCCGAGYGUCUUGAAAUAGAAUUUAUUCAUUGAAACAAGCAGAGUCACGCCAUAACCGUGACAAGUYCGCAAAAAGAACACAAAAGAGGUUUCCCGACCCAUCUAAUUAUUAGAAUACAAUGAAUGCGAUUCGCACUUUCGCCACGCGCUGUAUCCAUCGAGGGUCGCCCGCCGGCAUCUCUUCUGCAACUCAGUCAGGACUGUUGCAAUCAUUCACGCAACAACAGAUGAAUAGUCCAUCAAUGACGAUUUUGAACCAACAACAGCAUCGUUCAAUCUCAAAAUACAUUUCCAAAUCGGCGAGAAAACGUAUGCCAUUGACUACAAAACGAGCAGGAAAAGGAUACUACAAGGGGAAAGGCGCGACAAAAGAGGGAAGGUUGACAAGCAAGGGAAAAUUCAUACCGGACCCCAAAAAGAAGCUUGAGUUGAUUGUGCCGGAUUUGGAAGGAUUCAACGUGAGUUAGUUUUGGUGUUUUCAGGUUUCUUUGCGUCAUGUUUUUGUUAAUAUUCGGAUUUUAUAGCAAUUCCAAAAAGUUCGUGCGAUGUCACGUCAAUGACCCCCGCAUGGCAACUGAACAAUUGGAGAGUUUUGGAGAUUCCGGGUUCAUGAGAAGAAGUGACGCAUGUUCGUAUGAUCGCAUCAUGGCAAAUUACGAUUUAUCUGACACAAUUUUAUUGCUAUUUAAACUCAUUCUGUCUGCUUACUAUGCUUGCAGUUGAAACCGUACAUAGCGAGGACGGCAUCGAAGAUUGCCCCUGAAUUACGACGACGACCGGGUCAAGUCUGAGUUCACUAAAUUGUCACGAUCAUG